Scomber japonicus (chub mackerel) is the source of this 6447-nucleotide messenger RNA. RefSeq names its product cyclin dependent kinase 18 (gene cdk18). The transcript is spliced from 16 exons. The record is from RefSeq and is a predicted model, not a curated record. Gene Ontology annotation, molecular function: ATP binding; protein kinase activity. Gene Ontology annotation, cellular component: cytoplasm; nucleus. NCBI's taxonomy places the organism in Eukaryota, Metazoa, Chordata, Actinopteri, Scombriformes, Scombridae. Bases 355 to 1767 code for a protein of 470 amino acids. Gene Ontology annotation, biological process: protein phosphorylation.
CUCUUUAUUUAGUCUUUCCUGUUUUGUGGCCAGUUAGGCAGCUUGCAGCAGUCAGAGGAGGACAGAGGGAGGGUUGAAGGGUGAGCUGUCAGAGGGACUCGUGGACAGGUCGGUCCAUUUUCACCCCCCCCCGACCCCCCCGGCCGCCUGUCUUCCUGAGCAGAGCUGUCUAUCCAUCCCUCUGACAGAACUGCCUGCGUCUUGUGGAUAUAACUGCACAACAGUGACACCUGGGAAGGCGAGGGAAACCUGAGUGGAGAGAGGCAGGACUCUGCCCCCCCUUCUCCAACCUCCCCGUUGUCUCCCCCCCUGUAUGUGGAUGACCUCUGCUGUUCUACUCUGCUCCUCAGCACCAUGAACAAGAUGAAGAACUUUAAGAGGCGUUUCUCUCUUUCUGUUCCUCGCACCGAAACCAUCGAGGAGAACGAGUUCACCGAGCAGAUCAACCAGCUCAACAUUCAGCAUACUCAGGACCUGACUCCAGACAGGCUGGGUCCUGGAUCUCAUGAUGUCAGUCCAGUUAGCCCUGAACCAACCACACCGGGAGCUCAAUCCCCGUCCCACCUCCACUACCACAGCAAGGCCCAGCACAGACGUUUCUCCAUGGAGGAUGUCAGUAAGCGCAUGUCCCUGCCCAUGGACAUCCGCCUGCCUCCAGAGUUUCUCAAGAAACUGCAGCUGGAGAGUGAAAAUUCACCACUCUGCAAACCUCUCAGUCGCAUGUCUCGACGUGCUUCAUUGUCUGACAUAGGUUUUGGGAAACUGGAGACAUAUGUGAAGCUCGGCAAACUGGGUGAGGGGACAUAUGCCACAGUGUUUAAAGGGCGAAGCAAACUCACAGAGAACCUGGUGGCGUUAAAGGAGAUUCGGCUGGAGCACGAGGAGGGAGCACCUUGCACUGCUAUCAGAGAGGUGUCUCUACUGAAGAACCUAAAACACGCAAACAUCGUCACGCUGCACGACAUCAUCCACACGGACCGCUGCCUCACGCUGGUGUUUGAGUAUCUUGAUAGCGACCUGAAACAGUACUUGGACAACUGUGGGAAUCUUAUGAGCAUGCAUAAUGUCAAGAUCUUCAUGUUCCAGCUCCUGCGUGGUCUCUCCUACUGUCACAAGAGAAAAAUCCUCCACAGAGACCUUAAGCCGCAGAACCUGCUCAUCAACGACAAGGGCGAGCUCAAACUGGCUGACUUCGGUCUGGCGAGGGCGAAGUCCGUCCCUACUAAGACCUACUCGAAUGAGGUGGUAACUCUAUGGUAUCGUCCCCCUGAUGUGCUACUGGGCUCUACAGAAUACUCCACACCCAUAGACAUGUGGGGUGUGGGCUGUAUCCUUUAUGAGAUGGCAACAGGCCGUCCCAUGUUUCCCGGUGCCACAGUGAAGGAGGAGCUACAUCUAAUUUUUAGGCUUAUUGGGACUCCAACAGAAGAGACUUGGCCAGGUAUCAGCAGUAAUGAGGAAUUUAGGUCUUACCUCUUUCCUCAAUACAGACCUCAAGCACUCAUCAACCAUGUGCCCAGGUUGGACACAGAGGGGAUUGACCUACUGUCUGCUCUACUGCUGUACGACACCAGGAGCAGAAUCUCCUCUGAAGCCUCUCUACGACACUCCUACUUCCUGAGUCUGGGAAACAACAUACACAAUUUGGCAGACACUGCCUCAGUGUUUUCCCUCAAAGAGUUGCAGCUCCAGAAGGACCCAGGCCACCGCAGCUCAGUGUUUCAACCUCUAGGUCGAGGAAAGAACCGGAGGCAAAGCAUCUUUUAGAGGUCGUGGAGAAGGAACAGAGAUACACAGAGCAGAGCAGCUGACUUUUGAGAGCACAGCAUAAAGGCCAACAGAGCUCAGCACAUUCACAAGCAUGCACACACACACACACACACACACACACACACACACACAAACAUACACUUGCAUGAAAAACAUAAGCUCAUGUGCCCCACUCAUUUCCAUCGCAGCUGACCGUGGAGACACACAGGGUUCCUGGAAAUAAACUUGCACAGCAUAUGAAAUGACUGAGCUGAGAUAUACUCCCCUUCCUACACACACACACACACACACACACACACACACACGCACACACACACAUACACAUAUGUUUACUCACAUUUGCACAAUCAGUGAACAUGCUGCCGUGACUUAGUUGCACACAUAAGAGAUUUAUAUAUAACCUGCCGACACACACAUACAUGUCAGCCCUGGAAAAAAUAGUAAAUAAAAUGCUCUGUUCUGUUAAACUGUACACAUAUACACACACUUGCCUGAUGUCAUAUUACCACAUACAAUUUCCAACCAGAGCAAACCCAGGAAUCUGGCCAUCUAUGGUAGCUACAACAUCUGGAAUCAUCACAGAGUUGCAGGUGUUCAGAAGUAUUGCCUGAACAAUACUGGGACAAACAGAAAUGGGGAAUGGCACAGUGUGAGUGAAGGUGCAGUUUGAGGUCAGUUUGUUUCCAAAAUUUGCUAACUGUUGUGUCUUACUAAAGUUUAGGUUUAUUUUUCACCAAAACACAAAGAUAUAGCUUAAAGAUACACUCUUUGAUUUUGUCACAGGGCCCAGUGAAAAUUCUGGGAUUUGUGGGUGCUUUCAGGGCCAGAGUCAGGAUUUAACAAAUACUGAGGUCAUGAGGUUCCCUAACACUCUUUCCACUGCCUUCAGAAAUUUUUUACCAGAAGCCAAAGAAAAGCUCUCAAUUUAUUUAUUCAUAUUUCAUUGAUUCUGGCAACUGUUCCCAGUAUUAAGGUCUAAAUGCCCUUUACAUAGUGCCAGGGGUAAAAUUCUGGUGGAGAAAUGCUGCAAAUUUGAUUAAGUUUAAAUUUUGUUGGCUUACAAGUAGUCGAUUCCAUACAUGUUUCCCUAGGUUGCUUAAAAAAAAAACUCAAAGAAAAUGGUAAUAGUAGCUUGAGCCCUGAAUGCUAUUAGGCACUUGCUAAAUAACAAACUCAGUGUGUAUCUUCAUCUAUCAAUUAGCACAAUUAAAACAAUUGUGUUUUUCUGUGUUAGCUAUAACUGAGCUAACAGGCUAAUUAAGCAGAGAAACUUAACCAUGCCUGUAAAACAAAAAGCUCAAACCUUGUACUGUAUGCUAUUUAAAGCAUAAUCUAAAGAGUUAAUGCAUUAGCAAAUGAUGGUUAGCUACCUGGAUAUGUUGAAUGAUUAGUUCACAGUCAAGAGAUAUGGCAGCUAGAUGUGUGUAUGUCACAUGGCAGUCCUGAAGUUGUACAUGUGGAUAUAAAAGCAGUCCAUUCAAAUGGUAGCAACACGCUGUUCAUUUACAGUACCUCUACUCAUAUGUAACAAAUAGAACCAACAUAAAAUCUGACUCAUCGUGAAUAUAAAUGGAUUUGUGUCAACAAACUUGCCUUGCUACAGCGUCCCCGUGUUUCUACUCAGUGUGGGCUUUUGUUCCAUACAUACAGUGUUAACCGCUGACUUUCACUCCAGUUUUUGAAGUUGCCUUAGUAAACUGUGCAUGAUAUUUUGGCUUGUGAAGAAUCUAUAUUUGAUCUUGUGUAGCCAGUGUGUUAGGAGGUAUUUGCUUUGUGUCUGUAAAUAACUCACUAUGAGUGUAUGUAUUUCUUAUAGUUUCCUAUUUGCACAAACCAGAAGUGUCCUCUGAGGCCUGCUCCCUUCCCUUUGUGUCUUACCUUAGAUGAUACAACAUAUGACCAAAAAACCCUAGACCAGUAAUCUGAGAAAGUAUGUCUUACAAGUACUUUCUAGUAGCAAGUUAUUCUCGGUACUACACCAUUAACACUACCCCUAGUAGCUCAGUGAAAGGCCACAAAAGUCACUGUAUAGAACUACAUAUAGUAAAACUUUAGACAGUACACUCAACAGAUGCAGAAGUGAAAUGUUCAAAUCUUUAUCUGGUGUUCUUCAAAGUUCCCUAAUGGCUGUUGGAAUGGAACUCAGAGUUUAUGUUUAUGCCCUUCAAGACGAAAUGACCUGCAGACACAAACGUGAUGGGGGCCUGUGGCUAAGCUACACUCUCCUCUCUCCUUAAUCUGCCCUGACUCCCUCUCCCUCCCUGUCCAGCGCUAUUGAGAUGCAGCGGAAAAAGAAAUACUUAGGUGUAUGCACCUUAACCAUUAGGCCACUGGGGUGCCCUGUAGGGUCAGUUUUGGACCAGAAGUCCAUGUAGCCUUUAAAGUUAAAGUAGUGCUCAGUAAAAUACAAAUUAUCUAAUGUGACAACUGGGCAACUUCUGUCUGUUGAGGAAUAUUGUGUGUUACGAUCAAAAGACCAGUAUACACGAGGCAUAGCACAUUUACCUAUUUAAGUCCACAUUAAGCCAAACUAUUAAAUUUAGAAACUUUUAGAGUUUUCCAUCAGAUUAUGUUGCUCUCUAGAAUGAAUGAUCUUUUUCAGCACUAUAGUGCAGCAGCUUGACAUUGACUGCUGGUUAAUAUAGUAUUUAUGAGCAGAAAUUAAAUCACAAUGCUAUACUUGCUCUUUGUCUGACGACAGAAAAAAGGAAAUAUUUAAAUUAGACCAACUGCGUUGUGAAUUUGGCUUCCGAUAACGUUCUCUGUUUUCAUUUGUUUUAAAUAUUGAUAUAGAUGAUCACACUGCACAGCUGUUUUCAUUAAUCUGAAUUUAUGUAUAUUUCAUGAGAUGUUGUCACAACCAUAAAACAAUGAUCUGGUGGUCAGCUAGGCUGUCUGUCUUCACCAGAUGCUGGAAUGGCAAAAAUGGCAUUAAGAAUUGCUUGUUUUAGUGUAGAUGUGUGGCAGUACUUUGAGGACAGCAGUGUAUUCAUAUUGGACCGAGAAGAUAGUUGAUUUUAAAGAGGAACAAAGCAAGCCAUCUUUGCCAAACUGCAACAAUCAUCACAAAACAGAGGAGAAGACCUAUCACACCAAUAAUUAGCCACUUGCUUAUAGUGCGGUCCUGAAAUCCCUCCCAAGGCAGUGACUCUAAAGACUCCCACAUGAUUGCCACGUGGUCUAAAGAUCCACAUGUGGUCUUAUCAACUUACAAUGUGUGAAAGACUUUACAGAGGUAAAAGGUGAUGGCAUGCUUCAAAUGAAAUGCUUGUUGGAUUACUUACUACUCUCCCAGCAUACCUUUCUGACAAUAGAACUGGAUGCCUGGGUCCGACAGAGACGUUUAAAAAUGACAGUCCAACAACGUUUAUGCAGUGAUAGGCCAAGUGUGCCAAGAUAUGAAAGUAUGCAGGAUUUGUAAUUCUCUUUUCUGCAUUUUUCACCAAUUAAUUUCACAUAUACAAAUCAGUGCACCCAUUUGAAUGAUGAUCAUGUCUUGCCCCUCUCUAUGAUAGUAUUUCACCAUUCUUUAUGUGACCGUUCAUAACACCUAUAAAUACUGUUUCCUUUAGAUGUCAGACAACACUUGGUAUGAACCAGCUCAUUUCAACCUUGCCCUGGUCUUAAUGAUCCACCCUACAGAAGUUAGAUGCCUCGGACUAUCCACCAGUCAGUCAGAAUAGAAUAAUCCUUUCGCAUUAGAGGCAAAAUGUCUGGCAAAAUGUACAGUAAUUCCACUUUGAACUGGCAAGAGUAUAUGAAUGACACCUUGAGACUGCUCAAGGAAGACAGAGGUAGAGAAGCCAAGCAGGUUCUCAGACUAAACAUAGUCCUGUGUCAAAACGAUGCAAGGUAAUGUUUCGGUGGAAACAUUAAACGACCUAGAAGCUGGUUCAAGUAGCAGAUCUGACUUUGAAGGUUUCUCACACCCCAAAACUUAUCUUUGCAUCAAUUAUUUUAACCUUUGUCAUGACAAUUGUGAUUUUAAAGAGCAGAAAUAUGGCAUUCACAUUAGUACAAAGUAAUCUACCAGGAAUAUGCAUGUGAGUGUUUGAUUUGCCUUCCUGGGUGAUGUUGCUUUGUGGUCUGGCAAAAGUUGUGUCAGGUUCAUCUUUUUUUAGAGUAUCCUGAGUUGUUUUGCCACAUCCCUGUGCAUUGCCAGACUGGCCUAAUUGAAAUUAUGGAACAAAACUAAACAGUUAUCAGUCAGUUGUUGGUUUGACCUUCAAAAGCACAGAACCUCUAAAGCACUCCAGCACCUGGUUGCAGACUGAUUUGAAGAGUAACAUGUCCUCAUUUAUGUUUGUGUGAGAGUAAAGAGACAAAUUCCAGUGAAAGUCAAAUGAUCACUUUAAGUUUUUCUGUCUCUGAAGUAAAUGAAGCCGAUGGAAGCCGUAUGUUGAGACCAUCCAACCCUCUGUUCACCUGUCAGUGAAAGCCAGCAAAAGUGAAGGCAACAAGGAGAGAAAUUCAGGGCACAUCUGCAGGGACUUCAGAGUGAUGUAUAGCUGUGGAUGUUACACUUCAAACCUCCCCUUCCCUUCCCUCAGUGGCAGAAGUAUUACUCUGUGUUUAGUUGUGGUAAAUUAAGCUAUUUUAAAUACUGUAAUGAAAAAGAAAUAAUAUAUAUAUAUAUAUAUGUAUUUUAACAGAUGUUUUCAUCUUUCUCAGUGAGUU